This is a messenger RNA of Parnassius mnemosyne (clouded apollo), 1710 nucleotides long. The record is from the annotation of a GenBank genome assembly. NCBI's taxonomy places the organism in Eukaryota, Metazoa, Arthropoda, Insecta, Lepidoptera, Papilionidae.
AUGGCGGCACAAAGUCAUAAAUUCCAUUGUUCACAGCCUAGCUUUGUUACUUUAACUUCGUGUCUUCUCAUAUUCAUACAUUUGGUAUUGCAAGUAGAUUUAGCGUUAGCAUCUUUCAAUUUAAACGACGUCUAUUUUUCUGAAUUAAAUAUCACUAACCCAAACUCAACAAUAAACUGGACAUUAUUUGAAAAUGCAUCAAUAAUUGUUAAACACUCUCAUAUAAAACAUUCAAACUAUUCAACGUUAGUGACCAUUCUACUAGCAGCAAUUUUUAUGGUUGUAAUAUUUGGGACAAUAGUGGGAAAUAUUUUAGUUUGCGUUGCCGUGUGCUUAGUGCGAAAAUUAAGAAGGCCCAGCAACUACUUGAUAGUGUCACUUGCAGUAAGUGACCUUUGUGUAGCUACGAUGGUUAUGCCUGUAGCUAUGAUAUACGAUUUACUAGGAACGUGGCCGUUUGGGCCAGUAGUUUGUGAUUUUUGGGUAUCCAGCGACGUCUUAUCUUGUGCUGCCAGUAUUCUCAAUCUAUGUAUGAUCUCGGUUGAUCGGUACUAUGCUAUAACAAAACCACUAGAAUAUGGGGUUAAAAGAACUCCAAAAAGAAUGUUAUUUUGUGUUUUCAUUGUUUGGAUGAGUGCAGCAUUUAUAUCGCUGCCCCCUGUCUUAAUAUUAGGUAACGAGAAGACAGAAACAAGCUGUUCAGUAUCGCAAAAUCAAGGAUAUCAAAUCUAUGCAACCUUUGGCUCAUUUUACAUACCCUUAACUGUAAUGGUAGUAGUAUAUUACAAGAUAUUUAGUGCAGCUCGAAAGAUUGUUAAAGAUGAAAAACGUGCGCAGUCUCAUUUGGAAACACAUUGUUACUUGGAAAUUAAUGUCAAAAAUGGUGGAGCAACAGAGGCAAAGCUUUUAGGCAGUCAAGCCCCAGCUCCUACUACGAGAGGUUCUACAGCUAGUACUAAUACCAUGUUCAGUGUAGAUAAAACAGAAAGCACGACUGGCGUAUGUUUUAAUGAACAACGGAAAUCAAAUGAAUCACAGUGCCCCAUGCUUCAACAUACAAGAACUCCAACAAAACCUAUUCAUACCAUUAACCAACCUUCAUCAAAAGUAGAACAAAUGCGAGAUAAUAUGCACCAAAGUAAAGAUAAUAGGCGACUGGAAACAGGAAGUAACCACAAGUUAACGUCAACCAGGAUUCGUUCAUCUUUAUCAAACAUUGCAAACAAAAGCCAUUUAGCUAAGGACUUGCUUCACCAGUCACAUUCACCGCACCAGAAAAAGUUAAGGUUUCAAUUGGCAAAGGAACGUAAAGCUUCAACAACACUUGGAAUAAUAAUGUCGGCAUUUAUAAUUUGCUGGUUGCCAUUCUUCGUAUUAGCUUUAAUAAGACCAUUUGUUAACGAAGAUACAAUACCGGAUGCUGUUAGUGCUUUAUUUCUUUGGUUAGGCUAUGUGAAUAGUUUACUUAAUCCAAUAAUUUAUGCAACAUUAAAUAGAGAUUUUAGAAAACCUUUUCAAGAAAUUUUGUUCUUCAGGUGUUCAAAUUUGAACCAUAUGAUGCGAGAAGAAUUUUAUCAUAGUCAGUACGGAGAUCCUGAUCAACACUACUGUGUAAAUAAUACGUCUAAAUUACAGAACUACGAUGAAGGCGUAGAAAUAGUUUCAACUGUAGAUAGAGACGAGAUACGAGCUUCUGAGAGUUUUCUAUGA